Molecule: messenger RNA, 1668 nt
Organism: Dictyostelium purpureum
Lineage: Eukaryota; Evosea; Eumycetozoa; Dictyosteliales; Dictyosteliaceae
Exons: 2
Coding region: 1-1668 (555 amino acids)
Molecular function (GO): protein binding
Source: RefSeq, a predicted model, not a curated record
AUGUCCAAUAAAUUUAAAGUAUUAGUAAAUCAAACUGAAGAAAUAAAUUUAUAUAAAUAUGAUUUAAAUGAUGUCGAUAAUGAUAGUUUAAAUUAUAAUAUUAUUAAUACAAAUAGACCAAUAGCAUAUCAUAAUUUUUGUUUCGAUUCUAAAAAAUAUGAUUAUAUAUCAACCGAUAGAUUUAACUUAAAAGAAAAUAAAACAGAAUCACUUCAAAAGAAGCCUUACCUUUAUUCAAAUAAUAUUAAAUUCGUACAUGAAAGAUACAAUGAAAUGUGUUAUAUUUGUUCAUAUGACUUAAAUUCUUCAGUUUUAAUAUGGUCUUGGGAAUUUGACAGGCAAAUUGAAAUUACAGAGCUAAUAAUGAAUACUAUUUUUAUGACUUUAGAUCAAGGCGGAGAAAUUAAUUGGUAUAUUUCUACAGAACUUUCAAAUGAAAUUAAUGGUCAAUUAUCUUUAGAGGAAAAUAAUAUAGUUCAGCUUGUAAGAGAUCAGUUUAUAAAAAUCCCAUUUGACUUGGAGUCACCAGUGUAUUUUGAUCAAAAAGUUAAUCUAACAAAUUUUGUUAAAAAUUCAAAUAAAUUAUAUUUGGCAUGUAUCAUAGAUAAUGAUGAAGACCAGAAUAAAAAUCAAUUGUUUCGUUCAAAGUAUAUAUACAACUUAGAUCAAGUAGACCAGGAGCCACUUCAUAAGCCACAGAAACAUCAAUAUCCAUUUAGUAUGUUUUUUAAUUUAUCAUUAAAAAAUGAUUUGGCAUUCAAAAAACCAAUAGUACAAAUUAAAGAGAACCCAGUUUAUUUUUUUAGAGAGGAAAUGGAUUUUUCAUAUCAAAAUAUCAAAAAAAAUCAACCUAUCAAAUGGGACGGUCAAAGGGUUGGGGACUGGCUCUUUGAUUUGGGUUUUUAUGAAUUAAUACCAAGAUUUAAAGCUAAUGGAAUUGAUGGUAAAAAACUAUUAGAAAAUGGUAUAAAUAAUUUACCGGAUAAUUUUAUUCAAGAUCUAAAAAAAAGAAAAAGAUAUAUAAAAUCCUUAAAUCAAUUAUUACAAAAUUCUAACAUGGGUACUGUUUCAGUUGGAACUUAUGCAAGUGAGGGCAGGGCUGAAAGAUCAAAGUAUUCCCAUCAAUACAAAGAUGACUCAAUUUUGAUAUUGGAUACACAGGCAAGAAUAGAUGAGCAGUUUGAAAAGGAUUUAGAAACCACUGGCUUUGUUUCAUUGGAGCUUGGUGACAAAGAGAAUUCUAAUUACAAAAUAAUGGUAGAUGAUAAAGAGUUUUUUAUUCAUAAAGAAUUAUUAUCCAAUAGUUCGGAUUACUUUAAAGCCCUUUUUAACUCAAAUUUCAAUGAAAACUUAAGUGGUGAAAUUAUAUUUAAAGAAGAUACAGACAAUUUGACCAAAGAGUCUCUCCAAAUCGUUCUAGAAUUAACUUAUCUGCACACAGAAGAAAAUAAAAUUGAUUAUUUAAAGAAAUUGUCAUUGUACCAAAUAGUUACAGUUUUAAAAGUUUGUGACCGAUUAUUUUUUAAUGGUUUAAAAAAUGUAACCGAAAAGUAUGUAAUUUGGAAUAUUAAAUAUGAAAAUCUAAAAUAUUUUAAUGAAAUUUUCAAAUUUAAUAAUAAUAUACACUUAUUUUCAAAUUUUUUAAUUAAAUUUUAUAAUAAAAAUUAA